GCCAAGUAAACUUGGCGUGCACGAUGAUGCACUUGUUGAGUCCGUGUACAACACGUAGCUGACUAGGUUAUGGAUUCCCAAACCUACCUUGUACAUUGUAUGAUCUAUGUAUAAAUACAUGCACCCCGGCACCACGUUUUGGUGUCCGGCAAUCGUUCAAUCUCUUUCAGAUUACAUGGUAUCAGAUUUCCACGCUCAAAGAAGCUAGAUCCGAUCCUCUCGGCGAGUUCCUCUGUUCUUUCCGAUCUCGUCGUCGUCCUUCCGUUCAACUACGUCCGCCCCUUCUUCCGCCAUGGUCGAGACUGAAGCCGAGCGCUUGGCACGCGAGGAGCGCGAGCGUCAGGCCGCACUCGACAAGGGGAAAGACACAGCUCCUCCUUCCUCCCUUCCAUCCCAGGCUGUCAACGUUGCCUCCAUCCGCACGCAUGUUCCUAUCGUGCUCAGCCUGAACGACUCCAACUACGGACUCUGGCGCGAGCUCUUCCUCACCACGCUCGGCAAGUACGAGUUGACUGCUCAUGUCACCGGUGGCUCUUCCGGCACCGUUGACACCAAUUGGACCCGCGACGACUUCACAGUCAAGUCUUGGCUGUAUGGCUCCAUCUCCACCGAGCUUCUCACCAUGGUGGCCUCCUCCUCGUCUUCGGCAGCAACCAUAUGGACUGCUCUCGAGAAUCUUUUUCGUGACAACAAGAAAGCACGCGCCAUCCACCUCGAGGCAGAGUUCCGCGGGCUGCCACAAGGGAGCAUGUCUGUCUCCGAGUACUGCGCGCAGUUGAAGUCCCUCGCCGACGCGCUCGCCGACGUCGACCAGCCGGUCACCGACGACACACUGGUGCUCACCCUGCUCAACGGCCUCCACGACGACUACUCGGCGCUCCGUUCCUUCAUCCCGCUCCAGACACCCUUCCCGUCCUUCUUGCAAGUGCGUUCGUCUCUCAUCCUCGAGGAGAAAAGCAAGAAAAAGAAGAGCUCCGUCUCCGCCAUGGUGUCCUCUGUCUCCACAGACUCUACUGCUCGCGGUGAUCGCAGCUCUGACCGUGCUCCUGAUCGCCCUCACAACAACAACAACAACCGCGCCCCUGGUGGUGGUGGUGGCAACCAGGGCGGCGGAGGUGGUCGUGGCUACUAUAACGGUGGCGGUGGUCGUGGCCGCGGGAGGAACCGUGGCCGUGGUUACCAAGGAGGAGGCAACAACAACAAUUAUCAAGGCAAUGGUGGGGGUCGCUACCAGCAGCAGCCAUGGAACGCGCCCAAUCCCCUUGCCGGCUACUUUCAAGCAUGGUCUCCGUGGUCGAGCCCGUGGCGUCCCUCCAAUGGUCCUGGCGUUCUUGGCGCACGUCCGCCGCAGCAGCCUCAAGCCUUCCACGCCUACAACCAGUACCAGCCGCAGCAACCUGCUCCCCCACAGUGGGAUCAGGCCUCCUUCAUCUCGGCGCUCAACAACUAUCAGCCGUCCUCCCACGGCACGGACUGGUACAUGGACACAGGAGCAUCCGCCCACAUGACACCUGAGAACGGACAUUCGAACCAGGAGGGAGAUCCUUCGGUGCAAUAGUUCCGGCGACCUCUACACCAUCCAUCUGAAGUCAUCUCCUUCAGCACAAGCCUUCAUCGCCACCGCCGACCUUUGGCAUCAUCGUCUUGGGCAUCCAGGGCAUCAAACUUUAUCAAGUCUUCAAUCUAGGCGUCUUAUUUCGUGUGUUAAGUCUUUGUCAUCUUCAGUGUGUCGUGCUUGUCAGCUUGGUCGUCAUAUACGACAACCUUUUGUACCAUCUAUUUCUCGUACCAAGAGUGCUUUUGAACUUAUUCAUUGUGAUGUUUGGACGUCUCCUAUACUUAGCAAAUCUGGUUUUAAGUACUAUCUUAUUAUUGUCGA
This is a messenger RNA of Lolium perenne, 1879 nucleotides long. RefSeq lists its product as uncharacterized. Lineage: Eukaryota; Viridiplantae; Streptophyta; Magnoliopsida; Poales; Poaceae. The record is from RefSeq and is a predicted model, not a curated record.